UCUGAAUCUGAAUGGAGGCUAGUCCGGGUUACUCAAAUAGAAUCUGAAUUUUUUAUUAGUGAAAAGUAAAUAGCAGAGUUUGCUUUAAGCAAUUACUUGAACUGUCUUAGUAAGGCCCUUAGUGUGAACUUCAGGUAUUUGGAAUGGAUAUUCUGUAAAACACGCCAGUAAAUCAUAAUUACAAUUUAUUUUGACAGAAACGUACCAUGAGCAGUAACCAUCAUAGAGGGCUGAUUGGGCCCUCCAGUGGUGAAAUCGAACAUGUCUACUACUUGUCUGAACAUUUUGGUGCUCUUCAUCUCAACGAAGAUUACAGCGACAUUAUUUUGAAAGUGGAUGACCAAAAGUUCCAUGCUCACAAAGUAAUCUUGGCAGCUAGAAGUGAAUAUUUUAGAGCUUUGUUAUUUGGAGGAAUGCGAGAAUCAAAACAGUCAGAAAUUGAACUAAAGGGAACAAGCAUUGAUGCUUUUAAAGGUCUACUGAGAUACAUAUACACUGGCCACAUGUCUUUGGCUCCUCUCAAGGAAGAGGUAGUGUUGGAUAUCCUGGGUUUGGCUCACCAGUACGGAUUCGUGGACUUAGAGACAGCUAUAUCUGACUUCCUGCGACAAGCUCUUAGUCUCACCAACGUGUGUGCCAUCUUUGAUGCAGCCAGACUCUACCAACUGCACUACCUCACUCGUGUGUGCGCCAGCUUCAUGGACAGCCAUGCCAUGCAGCUCAUCACCCAUGAGACCUUCGCACAGCUCACCCCUGGUGGUCUCAAAGAACUGCUUGAGAGAGAUUCGUUUUAUGCUCCAGAAGUGGAUAUCUUCCGUGCAGUUGUUGACUGGGCAAAAAUAAAUGGUUUGACCUCGGGCCCAGAGCUAGAGUCAGUUCUGUCCACUGUCAGGCUCCAGCUGAUGACUGUAAGCGAGUUGCUGAAUGUCGUGAGGCCACUCCGACUUGUUACGCCCGACACCAUCCUGGACGCGCUCACUCUACGUACCACCUGUCGUGACUCUGCGCUCAAGUACCGUGGAGCACUCAAACCUGAAGAGAACGUAGCCCAUCCUAACCAUGGAACCCAGGUGCUGCAGGGAGAGAUGCGUACAGCCUUGCUGGAUGGAGACAGCAGUAACUAUGACAUGGAGCAUGGUUACACACGGCAUGCCAUCAACGAGGCAGGGGACAAUGGUAUACUGAUCAAGCUGGGAAAACAGUUCAUCGUCAACCAUGUCCGGAUGUUGCUGUGGGACAGGGAUCUCAGGUCGUACUCUUAUUACAUCGAAGUGUCAAUGGACCAGAAAGACUGGACCCGAGUCAUUGAUCACACCAACUAUUUCUGCCGCUCGUGGCAGAACCUGUACUUUGAGCCCAGAGUGGUCCGUUACGUGAGGAUUGUCGGGACCAACAACACUGUCAACAAAGUAUUCCAUGUGGUAUCUUUCGAGAUCAUGUUCACGAGUACUCCUGUGAAUAUUGAGAAAGGAUUAAUUGUUCCGAUACACAAUGUGGCCACGAUCGCCAGCAGCGCAAGUGUGGUCGAGGGCGUGUCUCGUAGCCGCAACGCGUUGUUGGAUGGAGAGACCAAGCGUUACGACUGGGACUCUGGCUAUACAUGCCAUCAACUAGGCAGUGGCUCCAUAUUGGUACAGCUGGGCCAACCGUACCUCCUUGACUCCAUGAGGAUCCUUUUGUGGGAUUGUGAUGAUCGCAGCUACAGCUACUAUGUGGAGGUGUCAGUGAACCUAUGGGACUGGGAACUGGUCUGGGACAAAACCCGAGAGAACUGUCAAUCCUGGCAGUAUAUCACAUUCACACGCCGACCUGUCGUCUUCAUCCGGAUCAUUGGUACCCACAAUACAGCCAACGAAUUGGUCUUUUGUCAGGUAUUCCACUGCGUACACCUAGAGUGUCCAGCACAAAGUGAAGAUGUAGCCAGUCCUCGCUUAGAGCCGAGGCCGCGGCACUACUCACUUCCAACCCAACCACAGAUGGCAUUGGUGCCACUCGCUGCUGAGGCCAAGGAAGAUGAGGUUCCAAGGGAGGAUGAUGGGGAAGAAGAGACAUCAGAUGACCAACCAGGGCAGUGAUACCAGACCUAUGUAUUACCAGUUUCAUGUUUCCCUUUAAGGUUAACUUUUUGUGAUAAUUCAUUUUUAAAGUAUUAUUAAUAAGUGGUUAAAAUUGAUUCCUAUAGUGUUAUUUUUGGUACUUAAAUUCUUGCCUUCUAUGUAAAUUAUUGUUUUCUUUUACAAUGCAUUUAAAGUUUUUGAAAGUAAUAUAUUUUUGUUGUUUUAAUACGUAGUCUAUUAAUACAACGUAAUUUGAAAGUAUUCUGACACACUUGCAACUAGUGCCUAAUAAACUUACAGAGCAUCCACAGCGAAAUUAGACUAAAGAAGUUAAUAUUUAUCUUUGAGCAAAUUUUGUAAUCUUUAAAAAUUACGAAAGGAAAGCUACUUGUUUUUCUAACAUGUCAAAUAGAAAUAAUUAUAUCUCUGAUUUCAUUAUUAUCGUUUAUCUAUCAUAAAUUUGUAUUGAUAAUAAUUUUUUCUUUUCUUAUUAGAUAUUUUUCAUGGAAAGUGCCAUUGAUAUUAUAGAAAUCAUUAAGUGGUUCUUGACUUGGGUUCUGAUUUUGUUGAAUAAAACAAACUAAUUUUGUAAAUAUCAUAGUAAAUAAAAAAAGUAUAAAGAAUGUAAGAAGAGUAUUGAUCUCUUUGACAGAUUUUCACUCUCUGAAUUAUGUGCUAAUUGUAUACUGUCAUAAUAUCAGAAUUGCAGCACAAAAUUCAGGCUUUUAAAACUUUUUUAGUUUAGUAAAUUGUAUAUGUUGAUUCUACAAACCCGCAAUCUAAUGGUCAGUAUUGCCUGAAUAUUUAGUGUUGCAUUUUGUGUUAUGUACCCUGCUUGCAGUGAAUUUCAAAGAAGUAUUUCAUCAUUGUACUAGAAUAGAAUAUUACCAAAUCUCAGAACUCCUGUCAAAACCUUUGUUUCGUUUUUUAAUGGCUUAUUUUCUGUUUGAACAGUUAUAUUUUUUUAUGAAGUUAUGUUUAAUUAAAAUAAACACAUUGUUUGCAAUGUCUCUAUUUUUUUAGAAUUUUCCAUUGCUGAACCAUUUGGUAAAUCACUGAUAACUAAGUCAAUUUAGGAUAAUUUUUCAUGUUAUUUUAGUGUUCCCGGAAUAAAAGUUUAAAAAUGUUGUA
This is a messenger RNA of Homalodisca vitripennis (glassy-winged sharpshooter), 3188 nucleotides long. It is a transcript of the gene BTBD9, whose product is annotated as BTB/POZ domain-containing protein 9. Gene Ontology annotation, biological process: modulation of chemical synaptic transmission; circadian behavior; adult locomotory behavior. The transcript has 12 exons. The record is from RefSeq and is a predicted model, not a curated record. Bases 207 to 2075 code for a protein of 622 amino acids. Gene Ontology annotation, molecular function: protein binding. Lineage: Eukaryota; Metazoa; Arthropoda; Insecta; Hemiptera; Cicadellidae.